GAUGUGUUUACGCUGCACGAAUAUUUCGCGCGAACGCCGGAGCGUCGCGGAAGGUCCGGCCGUGUUGUUGUGUUGUUUACACUCUCGGAGUACACAGGGUGUGAGUGUUUGUGCGCGCGCGCCGCUCGGGAUGGAUGAGUAUGAUGAGAUGUACGGGGUCGAGGAUGAGUUCGAGCAGCAGUUCGCGGAUGAGCUGGAGGUGAUGGCUGAGAUGGAGAACGAGCCUCCUCGCGACGUGAAGGUGUCGGAGUUCAGAAACAGGAAGCAGACGUUUGAGGAAGCGCUCGCGUCCAGCGACUCGGCUCGCUUUAAUGGGGGCGUGGCUACAGCUCCAGCGCGGGAGGAGGAGCAGGAGGACGAGACGCUGACGCCUAAAGCGAAGAAGAGGAAACAGGACGUGGCCAAAAAACUCCAGUUCGAAGCAGCACAUAAUGAUGAUGAUGAUGAUGAAGGUCACAUCACCCCCCCACCCUCAGCCCAGGUGAACCAGAGGUCAGAGAGGACGAGGUCCGGGUUCUCCCUCUCUCUCUCCCCCGACAGACGCGUACCCGCCGGAGCGCUCAGCGUGUUGGACAUCAGCGGUUUGGAAGUGCUGCAGGAGUCGCCCAAGAGAGCCUCUGCGCCGCGCCACGCCCUGAAACGACCUCCAGCUAGUGGAGAUUACAUCACCGUCACCGACACCACGGGGAACCGAGUGUACCUGCGCAAGAGCCAGGACCAGGACGAGCAGAUCCCAGAUCCCAGGUUUUUCUGGAAUUCCCAGAAUGCACUGGGGCUGCUGUCUGUUCCCAUCGAGGUGCUCAAAGAGCAAGUGUCCGAAAGACGUCAUCGUCAGCUGGUGGAGGAAUCACAGAGACUAACGGAACUCCUGAACAGUGGUAUCGAUCCCGAGCUCCUGGCAGGUGAUGUGACCGGAGACGCUGAGGACGAGAACGCUAACGCGGCGGAUGAAAGCUCCGCCUCCAGACUCUGGGUGGAUCGCUUCUCUCCUCAGCAUUACAUGGAGCUCCUGAGUGAUGAUUUCACUAAUCGCUGCCUGUUGAAGUGGCUGAAACUUUGGGACACAGUGGUUUUUGGGAGAGAGUGGAAGCCCCGCCCACCCACGGCCGAGUCCCGAGCGAACAGCAACCAGAACCAGAACCAGAACCAGCGCUUUAAAACCAAAAGCCAGAUCACUGAGGAGAUCCUGGAGGCCGAGCUGGACCAGUACAAACGACCCAAACUCAAGGUUGCGCUCCUGUCUGGACCUCCUGGAUUAGGAAAGACGACGUUGGCGCACAUCAUCGCCAAACACGCCGGAUAUAAUGUAGUGGAGAUCAAUGCCAGUGAUGACCGCAGUGCGGAGCUGUUUCAGAAGCGGAUCGACACGGCCACACAGAUGAAGUCGGUUCUGGGAGCGAACGAGAAACCCAACUGUCUGAUCAUCGACGAGAUUGAUGGAGCUCCAGCAGCUGCCAUCAAUGUUCUGCUGGCGACCCUGAACAGGAAGGACAGUCGAGAGGGGGAGGAGUCCACUGCAAACUCACUGAAGAAGAAGAAGAAGAAGAAAGAGGCUGUUUUGCUUCGGCCCAUCAUCUGCAUCUGUAACGACCUUUACACUCCGGCUCUAAGGCCACUGAGGCAGCAGGCGUUUCUGUUAACGUUCCCUCCGACGCAGCAGUCACGUCUCACACAGAGACUGGCGGAGAUCACCCGUCGACAGGGUAUGAAGGCGGACACGGGUUCUCUGAUGGCCUUGUGUGAGAAGACUGACAACGACAUCCGGGCAUGCAUCAACACACUGCAGUUUUUACACGGCCGGGGGCAGAGACAGUUGGAUAUGCGUGUGGUGAAUUCUAUGAGCAUCGGCUUAAAGGACCAAAACAAGGGACUGUUUUCUGUAUGGCAAGAAAUAUUUCAGCUUCCUCGGGUGAAAAGGAAGCGGAUUGGCGGAGAUGGGUUUGGAGGGUUUGAGGAGGCGGGGCUUAGAGACAGCAGCCAGAGACUCCAGCACAUCCUUCACCUGGUGUCGUCCUGCGGAGAGCACGAGAAACUCACACAGGGUUUGUAUGAUAAUUUCCUGAGUAUGAAGCUGAAGGACCCGAGUCUGGCGGGUGUGUGUUCAGGACUCGACUGGCUCUGUUUCUCCGACCUGGUGAACGAGUGUGUGUUACACGGACAGAACUACUCCCUCAUGCGCUACCUGCCCUUCCUGCCCGCUGCCUUCCAUCAUCUGUUCGCCGCUAACUCCGUCCCGCGCAUCAGUUACCCCAACAGCCACUACGAGAGUCUCACCAAAACCCAGCACACCAGGAACGCCCUGGUUGCCAUGUUGGCGGAGAUCCCUCCUUCCAUACGGAGCCGAGUCUGCCAGAUUAACCUGUGUCUAGACCUUCUGAGUCUUUUACUGGAGCUCAUCUGCCCCAAACUACGGCCGGUUAACCCUCAGCUGUACAGUACGAGGGAGAAGCAGCAGCUGUGUGAGCUCAUUGAUACGAUGAUCAACUACAACCUGACCUACAGACAGGAGCGCACACCAGAGGGGCAGUACACCUACGUCCUGGAACCUAACGUGGAGGAUGUGGUAAGGUUUCCCGGGCUGCCCCCCCGCAGACAGCUGACCUAUCAGGUGAAGCAGCUGAUCGCCAGAGAGACGGAGCUGGAGAGGAUGAGGAGGGUGGAGCGGGCGCAACACAAACACAACCUACACAAGACGGAGAAGGUUGAGGAAGUGACGGAGGUGAAGAAACCUCAGGUUAAGAAGCAGCCGAGCAGGAACCACCACCAGAGGCUGGAGAACAUCGUCAAGCAGGCGCUGGUGGAGAGCAAGCCUGAAACAGAUUUCUUUGGACGCGCCAUCACGCCCCGUGAGAAAGCCUCCGCCGCUGGCUUGGCACCAGAGGAGGACGGGAAGCCGAGCGGCGGCGCACAGAUGGGUAAAGCUGUGGGGAACAGUGACGUCUGGUUCCGCUUUAACGAAGGCGUGUCUAACGCCGUGCGCAGAAACGUCUACAUCAGAGAGCUGCUAUGAGGGAACACGCCGGAAACCACGCUUCAUAAUUAAUUAAUAAAUAAAUACAACUGAAUAAAUCUUUUUUUUUAAA
This is a messenger RNA of Clarias gariepinus (North African catfish), 3083 nucleotides long. RefSeq names its product CTF18, chromosome transmission fidelity factor 18 homolog (S. cerevisiae) (gene chtf18). The record is from RefSeq and is a predicted model, not a curated record. The transcript has 22 exons. The coding region runs from base 2 to 3010 and encodes 1002 amino acids. Lineage: Eukaryota; Metazoa; Chordata; Actinopteri; Siluriformes; Clariidae. Gene Ontology annotation, molecular function: ATP binding; ATP hydrolysis activity.